Messenger RNA from Dendronephthya gigantea, 3342 nucleotides. RefSeq lists its product as uncharacterized. The record is from RefSeq and is a predicted model, not a curated record. The transcript has 12 exons. NCBI's taxonomy places the organism in Eukaryota, Metazoa, Cnidaria, Anthozoa, Malacalcyonacea, Nephtheidae. The coding region runs from base 188 to 2863 and encodes 891 amino acids.
CGCUGCUAUAGAGGUGGACUAUGGACUCAGUAUCGUAGCGCUGCUUGCCUGUUCCGAUCUUCGCUUUAUUUAAGUUUUGCUUUAGGUACUCAGGCGAUCACCCAAUUUUAACUGAAAUUUGGCUUCAACCGCAGAAAGUUUUUUUUCUAUCCUGGUAUUUCAAAGUUUAAAAUUCAUUGGGAUCAAAAUGAAUGCUGUUAUAUUCUACUUUUGCCUGAUAGUCGGUGUUCAAAUGACGCCCGUGCAAGGAUCCUCGUGUGACGACCGAUUUGAUAAUCCGCAAGGGGAAAUUACCACACCGGGUUUUCCAAAUCGCCUGGCUCUUAACCAAUCACUGUGUCGAUUCCAAAUUGACGUUGGUUCGGGUAAAAUUGAACUGAAGUUUGAGAAUGUAAGCCUUCCUGAUGGUUACAUUAUUACGUUCGCCUCAUUUUUAUACAUAAUUGGUGAAAAUCGCCUAGAGUCGAGAAACUUCUAUACUCCCAGGCACAAAAUAGACAUCUCAUUUAUCUAUCCGGGAAACACGUCAAGAAACAGUUACACAGGGGUGAAGCUUCGUUAUAAGCGAAUUCCCGCAGAUACUUGUAUAUCAAACCACAAAUCUCUCCAUUUCGACGUAGAGAUCCAGAGUCCAGGCUAUCCUAAUAAUUAUCAAGCUAAUUUAACCUGUGAAUACUACAUAGAUGUUUACAAAAAGAAGAAUUUUAUCCAGAUCGGCUUCAUAGAUAUGUCCUUCGGCCCGAAUGAUGUUUUCACAAUGUACGACACUAACGACAAUAGCAUUUUACUUGGUCCACUUACCGGUCCAAGGGAUGGAAUUCAGAUGAACUCUACAAACAGUUCUUCUGUGAGGAUCGUUGUAAAUGCUAGUUCAACUUCUAAUGGUGUGAGAAAAUAUGCGUUUGUAUUUAGGGAAGUUCUACAAGGCACAUGUGUAAAGGAGUAUUAUAGUGAUGUGGGGGUGGAGCAGCGUGUUUCCUCCGCAAGAGAAACUUGUCUGCACGUUGUCAGGUCCAAAAAGGAUACUUUUCUUCGGUUGUGGUUUGAAUCACUCGUGAUAUCUCCCGAAAACUUUGUCGUUGUAACACUAAGAAGUUCCAGAGGAAAAAUCGACACUUGGAACUUGACGUCGAACGAUUUGGGACAUUAUAGGAGAAACUUCGAGGCGCUGGAAAAGGGAAAUUGGUUUGAGAUAGAACAGACUAAAAACGUCUCAUUUGAUUUAAGGUUUAUGUCGUACAGUAGCGGCAUGUGCCCUUUCUACAAAGAAUCGGAAAGUUUUGAGAGCGGUUUCUCUUCGCCUGGUUAUCCAGACAAUCUUCCUAGCAACAGCAGCUGCGAGUUUUACUUCACAGCCCAAGACGAAACAAAGGUGGUUUCUCUUAAAUUCAAGGAGUUACUGCUGUCCCCUGGUGAUCUCGUCACAAUUUAUGACCCAACCCGGAACAGUAUCAUUGCAAAAUACUAUAGAACAGAGCAGUUACUCGUUUCUGUAAAAUCGAAAGGUGGCGCCAUUCGCGUGGUCGUUAAUACAUCAGGUAAUCAGACAACGGUCGGACGACGAUUCUUAUUGGAUCAUAAAGCUCUAUCUCCAGACGUGUGUCUCAUUGAAUACGUGGGGAGAGCUGGCCAAUUUUCCUCUGUCAAUCGUUCGUGUGAAUUCAACAUUUUCUAUUCUGCUGCAAUAGAAUUGACGUUUAAAAACAUCAAAGUUCCUGAAAACGGCACCAUUGAAGUGUUCCAACGAACAAAAUAUCCGGUCAGAAAUGAGAUUCUUGGGACUAUUAAAUCAGAAGAUUCUGGCACAACUAAAUAUUUUAGAAAUACAGGAGGGACCAGCGGUGAAAGGCUUAUAUCGAUUCGUACUAAUGGGGCAAGUGUGAUGUUUCGUUUGAACUUCAAACCUUUUGUCUCGGAUCGCAUUGUAACCCUUGGCGGUUCUAAUGGCACCUUAUGUUCUCCAUAUUAUCCCGAAACAUACCUCCGAGGGAUUAUGCAGAUUUAUCACGUAAUAGUUCCUAAUGGGCACGUGAUGUUAAAUUUUACUGAAAUGCAAUUGACUAGCGGACGUUUUUUCAACGACCUUGUUACAAUCUACGAUGGCAACACCACUUCCGAGAAGGGCAAACUGGGCGGGUUUGAAGGAGGAACCCCAUCUGUCGUUCCUGCAUGGUUUCUUAGUUCUAGUAAUAUCAUAACCGUUAAGUUUGCUUGCGUUGAAGACGAUGCUUUGAGAAGAAAAAAUCGAUUUAAGGCUUCGUAUGUCACGAAAACCCAAGUGAAAUACUGUGAUGCAUUGAAAUGGCCAAAUACGCAUCCCGAGCGGAAUUUAACAUUGCCAGGACGAACAACGAAGUAUUUCUGUAAUAAGAAUUACCUCAAUCCAGACUAUAAAAAUAUCUUUAAGUGGGUGGAACGAAAAUGCAAUUUUGGUGGAGACUGGAACCAGGGUGAUACGUUGAUUUGUAAGAGAAUAUGUCCAAGACUUGACGAAAAGUUAAAGGAAAAUUCCACCCUGAGAUGGAGUUAUUCUUUCACCUAUGCUCGCGCCCCUCAUGAUGGGACAAACGUAAGGUUUACCUGUGGAUUUGGUUGGGAGUUAACCGGUGGUCCUGAAAUAAUCACGUGCACGUCACAUGGUAAUUAUUCCGCUUUUCCUCCAACGUGUAAGAAACUGCCAGAUAGAAAGAAGAAUGAAGGCAGCUCAAGCAAUGCUUGGAAGUACGGAGUAGGAUUUGGUAGCACCGCAUUCAUUAUUGCCAUUGUGAUUGCUGUAUUAAGGGGUUGCUUCGGUUGCUGCUCGGUUUGUGAGUCAAAGACCGCUAGUUCUAGUAUUCAAUUGGAAAGUAUGAGCACGACCUAAUUGUAUUUUAAUAUAUAUAAUAACAAAUUUAUGGAGAAAAAUAGAUUUGCAGACAACUCGCUUAAAUUUUUCCCUAUAUAUUUUGUCCUUAUAUAUCGCUAUUUAUAUGGAAAGAAAUAUUAUAACCUGUAAAAUCUGUGACCUAUUUUAAUAAUUCUUAGAAUAACGGAAAUAUUAUAUUCAUGAACUAAACCUGGUUAUUUAAUUAACGUUCACAAUUAGUUGAUUAAUAUUAUGAUCAAUGGACGACUUGUGCUUUAGACUAAAUUUCUUACCUCGGCGGUAAAAAGGACAUUUUCUGAAAGAGCUUUCUAAAAUAAGUAAAACUGCCAAGUUUGACUACGAAUUGUUGUAAACUACGGAAAAUAUAGCCAUGCGAGGUUCACGAAUAUGUUUACUUUUGUCUUACGGCCGGAAGCGUGUAGCUAAUUUUGUUACACAUUUCCGCACGUAAUACAAAAGUAUACAAAAUUUGCCAA